GACAAGACUAUCAGAUGAGCGAGCGAGAGAGAAAGAGCACAUAGGCUUGCGCCAAUAAGAACACAGUGUGUAAACAUAAAGCUAAUAAACACUAUAAAAGCGAGACAGAGAAGAAAAGGAAAAGUAGAAACAUCAACACGCGCUUCUAAUCAAGUCAUUCGCUAUUACGCGACUGCGUUAGCGGCGGCGAGAGAGCGUGCGUUUAGAGAUCUCAAUCGACCCUUAACCCUUCACUUGACGUGUUCUUUUUUCCAACCUCGGAAAUCAAGAAAUUCCUAAAAAAGGAGCUAUUUUUCUUCAGAUUCCGAUGAGUGAGAAGCUCGUCUUCAGAGGCAGCAGUGGCGGCGACUGGUGCUGGCAAGGAAACUAUGGUUACGGAGCGUAUGGAGAGUAUUUGGAGAAGAGACAGAUGUUUCUCAGGAGCUACCAGUUCUCCAGAAAACAGAGCUUCACUGAGAAGGUUACCAGUUCUGUGAGGAGAGCGAAGAGAGUUGUGUGGACGAGACUGAGAUCAGCUCGGAGGUUAAAACGCGUUGUCUGGUCCCGUCUCAGAUCGGCGUUUUUCUACCGCCGGAGACGUUUUUUCCGCCUUUUUCACUUCCACGAUGAACCUUGUUACUGUUUCUAGAGGUUUUAUAGCUUUAUCUUCAGUGUUUGGUUCCGUCUUUGAUUAUCUUGUUAUGCUCAUAUUAAUCACACUAUAAUUCUCCGUUGUGGUCUUAUUGAUCAGAUCAAUAAAAUUUUGGAUUCAGUUUCACUUGUAAUCUUCAUUUGAUUUUGGUAGUGGAAAGUCAAAAUUGGGUUUAUGUGUGUA
Eutrema salsugineum is the source of this 814-nucleotide messenger RNA. RefSeq lists its product as uncharacterized. Bases 308 to 628 code for a protein of 106 amino acids. NCBI's taxonomy places the organism in Eukaryota, Viridiplantae, Streptophyta, Magnoliopsida, Brassicales, Brassicaceae. The transcript has a single exon. The record is from RefSeq and is a predicted model, not a curated record.